AUGGAUUGCUGUGUGCCCUUCUCCAUCCUGGACGCACCCAAGCGAAGUGAAUACUCACUCAGCACUAUUGCUAAGUAUCAGAGUGGUAAAUACACUUGUAAAGGAGUACGGAAUGUUCACCCUUAUUCUUCAGAGAUGAGUGAUGCUGUACCAGUGAUAGUGUGGGAGAGACCCAGAGCUGUUCUAACACUGGAGUCUGAUGACAGUGAGAUCUUCACUGGAGAGACUGUCACUCUCAGAUGUGACAUACAUGGGGGAGGAGUCAGUCAGUGGAAUUAUGAGUUUCAUAAGAAUGAUGCUCUAAUAACACGUCACUAUAUUCAGCGAAGUGAAUACUCACUCAGCACUAUUGCUAAGUAUCAGAGUGGUAAAUACACUUGUAAAGGAGUACGGAAUGUUCACCCUUAUUCUUCAGAGAUGAGUGAUGCUGUAUCAGUGAUAGUGUGGGAGAGUCCAAAGGCUGUUGUGAUCCUGCAGCCUGAUAAACAGACAUUCAGAGGAGAGACUGUCACUCUCAGAUGUCAAAUACAGGGAGAGAGAGACACUGACUGGGAAUACAGCUGGUAUAAGAAGAGUUCUUCACUCAGUCCUGUCAGUAAAGAUCAGGAAUACAGAAUCAGUCCUGUUUCUGGGUCCCACAGUGGUGAAUACACCUGUAGAGGAAAACACAGAAGAGACUCACAGAACUCAGAGAUGAGUGAUGCUGUAACACUGACUGUGUCAUCAGGUCUGUCUCCUCCAGCCUCUCUGAACAUCAGUCACAACACAACUCAACACUUUACAUCUGAUUCUCUCUCACUGAGCUGUGAGGUACAGAGUGACUCUACUGGAUGGACAGUGAGACGAUACACAGAUAAUGGAGAGGUGUCAGACUGUUCAUCAGACUGGGGAUCAGUAACAGGAUCUACAUGUAGCAUCAGAUAUCUCUACUUAUCAAACAGUGGAGUGUACUGGUGUCAGUCUGUCUCUGGAGGGAACAGUAAUCCUCUCAACAUUACAGUGACUGAUGGUGAUGUGAUCCUGGAGAGUCCUGUCCAUCCUGUUACUGAGGGAGAUACUUUGACUCUGCGCUGUACAUAUAGACAUAAGCCCUCACAUUUCAGAGCUGAUUUCUAUAAAGAUGGAUUUGUCCUCCAGAAUCAGACUACAGGAGAGAUGACCAUCCCUACUGUCUCAAAGUCAGAUGAGGGUCUGUAUUGGUGUAAACACCCAGUGAGAGGAGAGUCACCAAAGAGCUGGAUCACUGUCAGAGUCUCUCCUGAGAGUCCUGUGUACACUGGAGAGGCAGUGACUCUGAAUUGUGAGAUAGAGUCUGGGAGGGGAUGGACUUUUAAGUGGUAUAAAGGCAACGCUCAGAUUGCAGUGUCUUGGUUUGAGAAAAUCACAUUUGCCAUCUCCACUCCAGAGGAUGAAGAUCAAGUGUGGUACGUAUUUUAUUCUACAGAGAGACCAAAGCCUGUUGUGAUCCUGCAGCCUGAUAAACAGACAUUCAGAGGAGAGACUGUCACUCUCAGAUGUGAAAUACAGGGAGAGAGAGACACUGACUGGGAAUACAACUGGUUUAAGAAGAGUUCUUCACUCAGUCCUGUCAGUAAAGAUCAGGAAUACAGAAUCAGUCCUGUUAAUGAGUCCCACAGUGGUGAAUACACCUGUAGAGGAAAACGCAGAAGAGACUCACAGAACUCAGAGAUGAGUGAUGCUGUAACACUGAUUGUAUCAUCAACUCUGUCUCCUCCAGUCUCUCUGAUCAUCAGUCCCCAGAGAACACAACACUUUACAUCCGAUUCUCUAUCACUGAGCUGUGAGGUACAGAGUAACUCUACUGGAUGGACAGUGAGACGAUACACAGAUAAUGGAGAGGUGUCAGACUGUUCAUCAGACUGGGGAUCAGUAACAGGAUCUACAUGUAGCAUCAGCUCCCUCCAGUCAUCAGACAGUGGAGUGUACUGGUGUCAGUCUGACUCUGGAUGGAACAGUAAUCCUCUCAACAUAUCAGUGACCAAUGGUGAUGUGAUCCUGGAGAGUCCUGUCCAUCCUGUUACUGAGGGAGAUACUUUGACUCUGAACUGUAGAUAUCGAAAUGACUCCUUAGGCCUCAGAGCUGAUUUCUAUAAAGAUGGAUUAGUCCUCCAGAAUCAGACUACAGGAGAGAUGACCAUCCCUACUGUCUCAAAGUCAGAUGAGGGUCUCUACUGGUGUAAAUACCCAGAGAGAGGAGAGUCACCCAAGAGCUGGAUCACUGUCACAGUCGCUACAGACUCAAAUGUCUCCCUGUCUCUCCCCAGACUGCUCUGUUCUCUACUGGUACUUUCUCCAUAUCUGCUGGUGACCAUUGUGAUUGGGGUCAAAUGCUGG
Molecule: messenger RNA, 2355 nt
Organism: Chanos chanos (milkfish)
Lineage: Eukaryota; Metazoa; Chordata; Actinopteri; Gonorynchiformes; Chanidae
Product: sialoadhesin-like
Exons: 13
Biological process (GO): cell surface receptor signaling pathway; immune response
Cellular component (GO): external side of plasma membrane
Molecular function (GO): transmembrane signaling receptor activity
Source: RefSeq, a predicted model, not a curated record